This is a messenger RNA of Knipowitschia caucasica, 1260 nucleotides long. The record is from the annotation of a GenBank genome assembly. NCBI's taxonomy places the organism in Eukaryota, Metazoa, Chordata, Actinopteri, Gobiiformes, Gobiidae.
AUGGCCGGGCUGCAGUCGUAUCCUGUCUAUUUUGAUUGUGAAGAGUUAGACGAGAAGAAAAAGAAGACAUUACAAACUUAUUUUCAGAUUGGCCGUAAAUCCGGAGGCGGUGAAUGCGGACCAAUAACUCGUGAAUCUGGCCUCGUUCACAGAGUGGAUUUCAAAGAUCGAGAAGACGCGACAGCCGUAAGUUUGAACGAUGAGGUAAUUGGAAUGUAUAACCUAAAGCAAGGUCUGCGGGUAACUGUUUGUGUUGGCGACAUCACAAAACAAGAAGCGGACGCCUUUGUGAAUGCGGCCAAUGAGGACUUGCGCCACAGCGGUGGGGUGGCUUUAGCGUUGAGUAACGCAGCCGGUCCCGCAGUCCAGAAAGAAUGCAACGAUUGGGUCAAGAAUAAUGGAAAAGUUAGGACAGGCGAUGUGGUUGCGACCAGUGGGGGUAAGCUAAAAUGCAAGAAGCUUCUGCACGUGGUUGGCCCAAAGAAUCAAAAUGCUUCAGGGAAAGAAAGAGUCGUGUUAGAGGAAACUGUUUUGUCCGCAUUGGUCUUGGCGGAGAGUCUUGAUUUGAGGUCGAUCGCGUUGCCGUGUAUAAGCUCGGGCGUGUUCGGAGUUCCCGUAGGCGUAUGCAGUGAGGCCAUCGUGACUGCAGUCCGGGUGUUUGGAUCGGUCGAAGGGAGGUGUAUGUGUAAGAUCACCCUGAUAGACAAGAAGAGAGAGGUGGUGGAGUCUCUGAAGGCAGCGUGUGAUAGGCUGCUCAGGGAUGUGCUUUUGGAAGAGACAGUGAGAGGGAGUGUGGAGGAGCAGACCCCUACAGAUGACAGUGUGAAGGUGGAGAUCAUCCAAGGGACCAUCGAGAAUCAGCAGGUCAGUAUUGGAGGGAUGAACCACAGCACCGUGAGCAAAGCCAUGUUGGACGCCAUGGUAACAGCAAUAACAGAACUCAACCCAAAGUUUCUGUCUCUGAUUCGCAUCGUCAUCCUGCCCCAGCCGGUCUACGACGCCUUCAGAGCUGCAGACGAGUUGCAAAAGACUCUAGAAGAAAUUCAUCGGAUGAGGAGUGAACAAGUGGGCUGUGACGUUGUACUGGACGUCACUGGAGUUCUAUUUCAUGUGCACAAAGUGAUCUUGGCCGCCUGCAGUGAUUUUUUCCGUGGGAUGUUUACCAGUGGAAUGAAGGAAUCCAGUCAAAGAGGACUCUACGUGAUUGGUGGUUGCUACUUCUACACUAAAGAUGACAUCAUGAAAUCAGCGUACAGGUAA